Messenger RNA from Paramecium primaurelia, 701 nucleotides. Lineage: Eukaryota; Ciliophora; Oligohymenophorea; Peniculida; Parameciidae. The record is from the annotation of a GenBank genome assembly.
AUGUUAUCUCCAUUAAUUAUUAGCACAUUAAUAGAAACAACAAUAAUGGAGGGCAUAUUUUCUACAUGCAUAGCAUGUAUAUUCAGGUAAGCAUUUGAUAUGAUUGAUUUAGCAUGAAAAUGUACUCUUACAUUGUAAAUGAAGAAAAACUAGACUUAAUUCAAUAUAAUCAAUAUCUAUGGAUACCAUGUUUAGUUUGUUAACCUAGAAAAAUGGUUUUUAAGAAACAAAGAAACUUUAUUUAAAUAUUCAAAUGUAUCAUAAAUUCCACAUUAAUAAUAUUAUGGGACUUUUAUUAUAUUACAUAUGAAAUAAAGUCUAAUUAUAUGGAAGAUGACUUAGUUAAAUUUAUUAUAAAUUAUUCAUUUAGAUUAGGUAUUCUUAUUGUUGUUAAUCACUAUUUAAUUUUUGAUUAUCUUCUAGGUUUAUUUAAAGAAAUUACUAAAGCUGAAAAUAUCAUUUUUUAUGAAGAUUGGUGGAAUGCUGAUGGCUUUGGAUAAUUAAAUAGAAAAUGGAAUAAAUAAGUCCAUAAUUUUCUUAAAAUCAAUAUAUAUUAAAGGUUGAGUAAAAAUGGAUAAAAUACUAAGGCUCUCAUCAUGACUUAUCUUGUUACUGCCUUGCUUCAUGAAUAUUCAUAAAUGUUUCACUCAAAACUUUAAGAUUGUAUUAUUUAUCCUUUAGUUUUUUCUAAUUCAUCUUGA